GUUUAUUGUUCAGCCUCGGGCCUGAUAUGUCAAUGGCGCCGUUGUGGUGGUACGACGCAUGUCAAAUUUUGUGAUCAAUAAUUGUUGGUGUACUGGAACUAACAACCCCAGGGUUUUGCCCCUUGAUUUAGAUCAUAAAACGGCCAGACAACCUCACAACCGACACAGGUCAACUUUUCACUAUACUUUCCAAUUUUUUACCGCUGCCUUUAUUGCCCAAAUGGCAUCACGAGGAAUUACAAAAAUAUUUGUUGUUGGAGGGACCGGCGCACAGGGCAUACCGGUCAUCUCUGGUCUAGUGAGUGACAAGAAGUACCAGGUUCGGGUGCUCACGCGCAACAGGACAUCCCCUCGUGCCAAGCAACUGGAAUCUCUUGGAAAUGUUGAAUUUGUCGAAGGGUCAUUCGCGAGCGAGCCCGAUCUUCGCCGGGGUUACCGUGGUUGCGAUGGCGCAUACAUCAACAUAGAUGGGUUUAACUGUGGCGAGAAAACCGAGACCUACUGGGCAGUUCGCGCUUAUGAACUCGCUAUUGAAGAAGGUAUCAAAUUUUUCGUCUACGGAAACCUGGACUAUGGGUACAAAAAGAGUGGAUAUAAUCCAAAGUACCGAUGUGGGCAUUAUGACGGAAAAGGACGGAUUGCGGAAUGGGUGCUUUUCCAAAACCAAUUCAACCAGGAUCGGAUUAAAGCCGCUGUCUUUACAACUGGACCCUAUAUUGAAAUGACAAUUUCAAUGGGGACUCCUAUGUCUCCAACAGUGGAGGAUGGGGUUCUUACUUGGCGGGUCCCGUUAGGCUCAGGUGCCAUACCCCAUGUGUCUCUGGACGAUUGCGCGUUCUAUGCCCGCUGGCUGUUUGAUAACAUCGAUAAAGCCAAUGGAUUGGACCUGGAGGUUGCGGUUGAACACGUGCAUUAUAAGGACCUCGCUCAUGCUUUUGAGGCUGUUACAGGCCACCCGGCGCUGUUUAUUGACGUGGACCUGGACACCUACUGGACAAAGGGACCUUUGAGCAUGGCUGCAGAGCUGGGUGGGGGCUAUAACUCAGAUCCCAAUGAUCCAGCUUUCAUGACAAUUCGGCAGAAUUUCACUGGGUUUUGGAAUCUGUGGAAGGACUCCGGUAAAAAUCAGGGGAUCAUUAAGAGAGACUAUGAGUUGCUCGAUAAGAUUCAUCCAAACAGAAUCAGGAAUGUUGAGCAGUGGUUUCGGAGGGUAAAUGAUCAAGGGAUCAAGGAUGGUAGAGGCAGUCUAUGGGAAAGAGUGCAGCCAGAGAAUAUGAGGCCAGUAUUGAAGAUGGCUGAGGAUGGGAUGAAAGGGUCGCUCUGAAUCAUAAGGCCAAAUCGUCUAUGUAUUUUGUGGAUUUUACUAAGUAUAUAACAAAUUGCAUCAUCCUGUAAUUUGGUGGUACAUAUACAAAAUUAUUGGCG
This is a messenger RNA of Aspergillus calidoustus, 1425 nucleotides long. Lineage: Eukaryota; Fungi; Ascomycota; Eurotiomycetes; Eurotiales; Aspergillaceae. The record is from the annotation of a GenBank genome assembly.